CUGGAAGACGACGACGCAGCAUGGCGAGCGUCCCAUCCUCGCCCUUCUCGCUGGCCGACAUGGCCUCCUGUGGCUACAGCUCGGACGAGAUGAUCGACAUGGACAUGGGCCAGGUAGCCGCGCCCGGAUGCGACUUUGACGUCGACCUCGAGUGGCUCGCGUCCGUGUCCGAGCCGCCGCCGAUCCCGAUCGCGGAGCCCGCACCGGACGCAGCCAGCCGCUUCGAGUACGUGACGGGCGACAAUGCGUCGAUGAGCAGCGCCGUGUCGAGCCCGGCGUCCAAGUGCGGUGCGCCUACCAAGACGGCCAAGACGUCGUCGACCGACGCGUACGACAAGAAGAAGCAGUACAACCGCGAACGCAACCGGCGGUUCCGCAUGAUGGAGAAGCAAGAGGCGACGCAGCUCGCGCAGCAGAUUCAAGAUCUGCAGUCGCAGCUCAAGCAGAUCGAGGGCAAGAAGAAGGCCACGGCGCCUCAUACCAACGAAGACGACGUGAGCGCGCUCGUUGCAACGAGCAAGAACCUCUUGCCGUGGAAGGACGUGGCGACGAUCUUCAAGACGAUGAAGGACGCGAGCUCCGAGAAGCAGUCGUCGCUGCACAGCAAGCUGCGCAAGUACAAGGAAAUCGCAUGCAUAAUGAACUCGUGGGUCGCCAAAUCCAUGGCCGUGCCCACGUUUUCCGACCCGUUCAAGCAGUCGUGGCGCAACUCGUCGCUCAUGGCCCACGAGAGCUCGCGGCGGCUCGGCUUUGACUGGAUCACCAAGCAGCUGUACCACAACAUUGACGCGAUGAUCCAGCACUGCGGGCUCCCGGCGUCCAUGGCACCGGUGAGCGAAGUCCACGUCUUCCCGCUCGAGAACGAUCCGUCGUACCACCUCAUCAAGGCCCGCCAGCGCAUCGAGUAUGCGACCUUGGACGAGGUCACGCAGACGCUCCAACGGCUCUACUUUCAAACGCCGGACGGGCUCCUCGACAUGCCAGACCCCAACAUUAUGUACUUCCGCAUGAAGUCGCCGUACGGGGCGACGCAGCAGAACGCGUACUUUCAAAACAUCCUCGCGCGCCAGUUCUUUGACGAGAACCGGUACGUGGUCUUCACCCACAGCAUCACGGACGAUGAAAAGUACCCGCUCGACCGCAUCCAGCGCAACUGGACCAACUGGACGAUCGCCGAGCGCCUCGGGCACGACCGCGUCAUCAUCAAGCAAGUCUCGGUCGCCAACGGCCUCCGCAUGAAGGACCAGUACCUCCCGUUCGACCAGGACCCGUCGACAAAUGUGCUCUCGAAUGACCCGGUCGUGCAGUUUCGGCAAUUUGAACACAAGACGCACGUGUACCACCAGCGCAUCUUUGCGCAAGACGUGCUCAAGUUUCAACAAACGUUGGCGCAGAUCCGGUACGAGAACGCGACCGCGCGCAUCGAUUCGAUGAGCACCGAGCCGAGCCCGGUGGGCAGCCCCGUCGCCGCGCCGCGGUAACGCACGCCACCGACACGAUAGUAGACGACUCUCUUUGUAUGCGUCAAACACCCUGUAGAAUGUUGAUUAUGAUGAUGAUACCCAUGCCAGU
Saprolegnia parasitica CBS 223.65 is the source of this 1572-nucleotide messenger RNA. RefSeq lists its product as hypothetical. Lineage: Eukaryota; Oomycota; Saprolegniomycetes; Saprolegniales; Saprolegniaceae. The record is from RefSeq and is a predicted model, not a curated record. The transcript has a single exon. Bases 21 to 1481 code for a protein of 486 amino acids.